AGAGAAAAUGGAUAUUCUCGACGAUUUGAUGGAGAAAUAUGGCGAUUCUUGGUCUCAGAGUAAUGUGUCAAGGAAGCGUGAUCAAAAGUCGAAACAGCCGACGAAGCCGUACGAACGCGUCGAAGCACUGAAGAAACACUUGCUGCGAUGUGAGGAGCGGGAAAAGCGUGCUCAUCAAGUGGUGGAAAAUCUUCUCAAGCCAGGUAUCAGCGAGGAUUUUAUGCUCUCCGAGGUUCGACAUAUUGCCCAAAAUCACUUCGAGGAUAUCACAGAAGAACGGGCAUACGUUGAGAAUCUUUGUGGUUACCCUCCAUGUCACAAGUGCUUGGGAAGUAUUCCGAAACAGGAUUAUAAAAUAUCCGGUCGGCUGCGAGCCAUCUUGAAUAUCAAGGAACGAAAGAAAUACUGCUCAAGUCAUUGCUAUCGAUCCGCGGAAUUCAUCAAACAGCAACUCGAUACAAGUCCAGUUUGGCUUCGCGAUGAAAAUGAUUUCGAAGGACGAUUGAAGCCAUACAAACUUCGUAUAUACGAUGAAUUUAGAGACAAGAACGCAGUUCCACGGCUAGCUGAGAAAUUCAACGUAACCGUGGAUGAUUUGGAAAUGGAACCCGAGAAACCAAUGACGACUGUAAAAAGAACUGCUAAAAAUCGACUCAUGUCUGCGUGUAAUUCCGUGCGAAUGAAAGAAAUGAUGAAUUACGUAGACAGUGAUGACGACGAAGACGUGGAAAACCCUCGUGAAUGGAUGGAUGAAGUUUGGAAAGCAUUUUCCGAAUGGUUCACAAUUGCCUCGGGGGCGCAUCUUUUCGGAGGACGAGACCGAUUUUUCGAAUUCCUUCGGAAAACAUGUCGGAACGAGGUAGAAUUGCGACAGUUGGAAGACGAAGUUACUAUAAUCAGUUUCAACCAACUAUCAUUGGAGAAAAAAUUAGAAAAUCACCCUGAAGCGCCUUCGGUGACUCCAGAAGCCCUCGCAAAAAUCAGAGCUUUCUACAGUGGGAAUCUCUACGAAUGCGACCUUGAUCCUUGCAAUUUAGAGAACACGCUUGAUUCUGAUACUGUACCUGUGAUGGUUCCCGUACUUCCGGAGAAGAACCCUUCUUUUGCGAGGCGUCAGAUAUUUUGCGACAAGGUAGCCAAGAAUGGAAUGGUGGAUUUUUGCGGGAACCUGAAGAUCUCUUGGAUCGCCGUUGUGCCCGAACUUUCUGCACUGGCGCAAACCCUGAACCUUACCAGUGCAAACGUAUGUCUUCAAGCGAGGCAGUGGGAAUACGUGGCAUUGAUUUUGAUGCGCUUGUUGAAGGAAAGAUCGUCUGAUUUGAGAGAAGCGUGGGAUGCCUGUGAAGCCUCGUCUAAAAUACGUUUCACCAUCGAAAAUUUUACUUUUGGGACUGAAGAUAUUCUUGAAGUGGAUCGUCAGAUCGCGAAAGGGAUGCGGAAAUGUCUUCUGAAGGACUCGUGAUUUUAUGAUUUAUGGAGUGAUCCUUAUUAAUUCUAAACCAUUCUUUACUUUUUUAUAACCGGAGAAAUGAAAACUUGGUUCGAUUGAAA
Molecule: messenger RNA, 1551 nt
Organism: Notodromas monacha
Lineage: Eukaryota; Metazoa; Arthropoda; Ostracoda; Podocopida; Cyprididae
Source: the annotation of a GenBank genome assembly